Messenger RNA from Lentinula edodes (shiitake mushroom), 2196 nucleotides. RefSeq lists its product as uncharacterized. The transcript has 5 exons. The record is from RefSeq and is a predicted model, not a curated record. The coding region runs from base 415 to 1923 and encodes 502 amino acids. NCBI's taxonomy places the organism in Eukaryota, Fungi, Basidiomycota, Agaricomycetes, Agaricales, Omphalotaceae.
ACAAAAAGAUAAUGGUUGUAGCCUAAAACAGGAACCGUACCUUCUACUAUAGCUAGACUUCGAUGCAGAAAGAAACAAACCCUUAGACAUCCGCAAUCCAUAAAAACGUGCUUUCCUACUUACGUAUGAGCUAAAUUAGGGAGGGAGGACUCCUGACACCCUCACUAUAUGCCGUGACGAAAUUAGACUUGGCGUUCGCUCAUUAAAUGCAACAGCCUUUUUUUACCUUUUCUUUUGCUUUCUAGAUCGUUUUUAACCUUCUUUCAGCCAUCUACCGCCUCGACUCGACUGGAAGCAACUCCAAAUACCUUCGCUUAUAUCAGAAAACUUAUUGGAGCUCUCCUUAGCUUUGUCUAUAUCUCUAUAUAGCUAUAUAUCUUGGUCGUAUUUGAUCUCAACAACUGGCCAUUUAUAAUGACUACAAUACAUUCGUCAGCGCUGGCUUCCCGUCGUACUAUUCGUUUUGCGCCUAUGCCUGACCCUCGUCGUUCUGUACUGGUCACCGACGAUGGCACUGAGCUCCCUCUAUUGUCCCCAGUCAUCCUGGAUGGUACAAACAUCGACCUUCUUACUUCCAAGCUAGAAAUGCCCUCUGUUAAUGCAUCUGAGCUCGCGAGCAUCCCUGCCGCAAUAUCACUUUCAGCACUCAACUCGCCGGCCCAAACUCCAUCACAGACUCCUCAGACUUGGAAUGUACCUCUGCCAGAGGUUCUUCCUUCGCCUGCUCCCUCAUCGGCACCUUCGCCAGCUCAGUUCAAGAAAUCAUUGUCUUCAGAAUCCGACAGCUCCAAUAGCUCUAAUAAUUCAACUUCUGGCUCGUCCCCACCGACAUCGGAGAUAUCUUCUUCUGCAUCUUCGAUGUAUUCUUUGACACCGACGCAAAGUAUCGAGCCUUACCCAAACUCUACCGGAUCUUCUACUCCCACCCAGUCCGUGCGCAAGUAUAGCUCUUUGAGGAGUAAACUCUCCUCAAAGUACAACAUUUCCACGGAUCAAAUACUCACCCUCGGUACUAUUAAUCUUUUCCGUCGUGGCUCAAAGGGCAAGGACAGAGAACGAGAUUCGGAUAAUGAAUCUAUCCAAAGCUCACAAGGAUGGGGCGACGCUUUGACUCGAUGGACCAGCGCAGGAUCUGGAGGCCCAAGGUCUGGUCGCGAUGGUGUAGGUGUCCCCAUGUACAGGACCCAAAGUACCCAAAGUUAUAAGGGCGAGAACGUCAGGAAUGCUAAACGCUCUUCUUCGCCUGCCUCUUUAAAUUCGCGGACUAAACCGCGUUCAGGCACUGCAUCGUCCAAGCUGAACCCAGCGCAUGAGAAUGGAAUGCUUAGCACCUUGCAUUCAGGCCAGUCCAAAAAAGGAACACGGAUGUUAAAUGGGAGAGUUUAUGGAGCCAAACGAGGAAGCGUUAGCGGAUCACAGUCCAACCCCUUUGCAAAUGCCAAAGAUGAUCCAGACCCCGAGUUCGUUGAGUGGGGCUAUGGUGGGAUGGGCAGUGUCAGAAAUGUCCAAGACGGUGUUGCUGGCACAGUGUGGGGUCGAGUACUCAGUAAUGGGACAAGCGUGAUGGAAUCGGGCUGCCCUGAGAAACAAAACAAUAAUGGAAGAGCCGUGCAACAUGGAUCAAGAGAUGAUGAUGACGACGGAAGUGGUAUGGGCUGGGUACGGAAAAGGAGAGAGGCGAAAGAGCGAGAGGCUAGAGAAAAAGCAGAGAGGGAGGCUAAAGAGCAGGCGGAGAAGGAGAGGCAGGAACGAGAGGCUCAACUAUGGUUACACCCACCGCCGGUGUCGGUACACCUAAGCCUCGUGUUAUCGAGAGUGUAUUGUCCACUCCAAUCAGUCCUGAGCGUAACGUUACGUCUCCCGACCUCCGAGCUGUUUCAAUGUCCCGCCAGACCUCUAACACGCCUACAAUUUCGAACCUGAACGGAACUUCCUCUCCAGGGAAGGAUGAGCAACACCACGUGUUGACCGCAGUCAACGUUCCUGCUCCUCCUCCAAUGAGCAAACACCAUUCAUCUCAUCACAGUCGAGGCAAGUCGUUGCAAGACGCCAUCCCGAAGGUCGAAUCCAAUCCAGGCAAGGUCGAACCUGAAGCCAAUGAGCCUUCUAUCUCCGAAGCAGCCAUAGGGGAAAGACCAGCAGAAGAUAAACCCAACAAUGAUCAACAGGGUGUUGAAGAAGAAGAAAAUAGCAAAA